Messenger RNA from Diabrotica virgifera virgifera (western corn rootworm), 1023 nucleotides. Its product is annotated as protein GUCD1. The record is from RefSeq and is a predicted model, not a curated record. The coding region runs from base 182 to 877 and encodes 231 amino acids. The transcript has 5 exons. NCBI's taxonomy places the organism in Eukaryota, Metazoa, Arthropoda, Insecta, Coleoptera, Chrysomelidae.
CAAGGUCAGACGGUAACCUUAAAGGUAACCACUUUUAUAAGAUUUCCAUGGUCAAAAUGUGAUAAACCACAUCGUAUGGAGGUAUUCCGCAGUUUAAUUCGACGUUAAUAUGAAUAGGUGUGUUUACUUGAAUAGGGUGUUUUGAUAAUUCGGGCAUGAUCCCUAUGGAUGUGGAAUAAUAAUGGAAGUAUGUGUGAACGUCCUUAAGCACGAACAGCCAGAAAAACUACACAUCCAGUUAACACAUUAUAAGCAAAAAUGGAAUUGGGACUGUGGUGUGUCUUGUGUUUUGAUGGUUCUGUCGAAGAAGAAGAGAGGAGACUUUUUGGAAAACUUUUCGCAAGUUUGCAAAAAUGAAGGAUUUAAUAAAAGUACCUGGACCAUAGAUCUCUGUUACCUACUUAAAAGAUUCGAUGUGCCACAUAUUUUUUAUACAGUAACGUUAGGUGUUCAUGAAGGAUACAAGGGAAAUAGCUUUUAUACUAGUGUUUUAAGCAAGGACGAAAAUAGAAUAAACACUAGGUUUAAAGAAGCAGAAGACGCAGGAAUAUUCGUAAGAAAAAAGUCUGUCUCAAUUUUAGAUAUUAUAGCUCACCUGAUAAACGGUCCUGUGAUAGCACUAACGAAUGCGCGGAUUCUGAGUUGUGAUAUUUGCAAACUCAACAAAAUUUCGAGUGAAUUUCGAAAAUGUAUUCCUUGGCCAGCUACUUAUCAGGGGCACUACAUCGUUAUUUGCGGUUAUGAUGUUCCUACGAGGAAAUUUUUUUAUAGGAAUCCAUCGUUUAGCGAUCGUGUUUGUACAAUUCCAAUGGAAAUUUUUGACUUAGCCCGAAAAAGUUACGGAACUGAUGAAGACAUUAUUUUUGUCGAUACUUGAUGUAUUCAUGACAAAGACUUUUAUAAUAAAUAUAUCGAUGUUGUGUGUUGUGUGCGGCUCCCUAAUUUUGCGAAGUUGUUUUCUACAGUGUUUUAUACUGAAAUUGUGAUUUUAAUGUUGCUACGAAAUAUACAUUUUUAAAAUAA